CACACGCCCUGUUAAGGCGUUCUACAGGUACAAACGAUUUUUGUGUGUCCGUGUCGGACGAGAUUUAAGAUCACUUUGCAGUGAAGGAAUAAGCACGUUGUGAUGCAAAUAGAAUUCUCGCGGAGUAGAGUGACUACGCUAAAACAGAAGCAGGCAGUAAGGCCUAAAUUUGCCCUAAAAUCUAUCGUGCCGUAUCAUUGUUUGCAAAGAAUAGCUCAAUACGCUACGAUCUGGUUUUGUGCUCGUUCGGAGUAGACACGCUUCGGUGACCUAAAAAUAGAGAUUGAAAGCUCCGAAUUAGGCUAUGAGAAGAGCCUGACAGGAUUCUUACCAAUUGUGCUUAAUUCGGAUAAUAAUCGCGUAUUAGCGAUCAAGGCCGAGCUACGAGCUGUUAUUUUGAAAAGGUUCAGCGCUUCCGCUGACUGUUAGCCUAUUCUCUCGAAGCGCUCGAUUGUGGGAACAGCAACGACCAGAAGAAUGCAAGCGUUUGCUAUUGAUAAAAUAUUUAACCUCAAGACAAUUGGCUCUGUUAUGCCUCAGCGAAAAGAACGUUAAACAACUUGUACGGUAUUUGAUUCGUAGCCACAGUUCCGUGGAGGCCGGAGAAUGGCAAAAAGAUCAGGUCACGGCAAAAGCGUGCGUGGCAUGCGCAGAACUGGGCAAGUUGCCGAACAGCAACCCGGUUCUUCGCAGGAUGCUCCUGACGCUCCGCCACCAGCUCCACAAGCCCCUGCUGCGGCACAGGAGCAGAGGCGGUCUCCACCUGCACCUGCACCUGCACCGGGACCGGGACGGGGACAUGGCCAGAAGUCUCGGCGGCGUGCCCAACAACAACAACAACAACAGCAGCAGCUGCAGCGGCAGCAAGAACAGCAACAACAACAACAACAACAGCAACAGCAACAACAACAACAACAGCAGCAGCAGCAGGAACAACAACAGCGAGAACAACAACAGCGAGAACAACAACAGCGAGAACAACAACAGCGAGAACAACAACAGCGAGAACAACAACAGCGACAACAACAACAACAACAACAACAACAACAACAACAACAAGAGGCGGGCCCGUCUGGCGCACUUCAAGCGAGACCUCUGCCACCACAGGCUUCAGGAGAUCCGGCUGAGCCAACUGUGCGCUCGACGGGACAUAGUGCCAUUCCCAAUGUUUCCGAUCUGAAGGAACUGAGGAAAAAAUUCUUUGAGUUAUUUAGAGAUCCAGCACCGGAACUUUUCCUACGGUCUACUGCUCAGAAAAAAGAAACUGGAAAGAGAGGCAAGAAACUCCUAAUAGAAGCCAAUAUGUUCCCAAUCAAUCUGCCCGAGGGAACAGUUUACCAUUACGAUGUGCACGUGGUCCCAGCGGACCCUAAAGACGUGACUAAGAUCCCCAAGGAUUUGAAACUUCGUCCAGCAUCGACCGUUAUAAAUCGAUUAGUCAUGAUGAAAUUUGCGCAAACCUAUAAAGCUAAUUUAGGAAACUGUUUACCGGCGUAUGAUGGCCGCAGUAACGCAUAUUUCAAGAAGAAACUACCUAAUGACAUGUGUGAUAAAAUCUUCAAAGUGGAAAUCAAAUUUGAAGGUGCGGAUCGGGUGUUCUUCGUGAGCCUAAAACCCGCAAGUGCAGUUUCAUUUGCAACGCUGCACGCUAUGUAUAACAAUCAGGCAUCAUUUGACCUGUCGCAGUCGGCUAUUGCAGCGGCCGAUAUCAUCUUACGUACAGGACUGACCGUGUCAAACAUUCCGGUUGGCAGAAGCUUCUUCAGAGAUCCAGGGCCAAACGUCAAUAAUAGCCUGGGCGGUGGACUCGAGUACUGGCAGGGUUUCUAUGUAUCUGUCAGACUCGGAAACUGGAAGCCCCUGGUCAAUUUCGAUAUGAGCACCACUGCCUUCUAUAAAGCAAUGUUAGUAUCGGACUUCGUUCAAGAAGUUUUGGGCGAUCGCUACAACUACUCACGAGGUCUAAGCGAUAAGGACAGAUUGAAUCUGCAGAAGCAGCUAUCGGGGCUAUUGGUCACCCACACUCAUCUGAACCCGCAACGGAAGCACAAAAUUGUAUCCCUCAGCUUGUCUGGGGUGAACCGUGAAAUGUUUGACUACAAGGGCAAGCGUAUUUCGGUCGCUCAGUAUUUCCGUGAAAAGUACAAUAUCCAACUUAGGUUUCCGAACUUGCCUUGUGUCAUUCAUCGCAAAGAUACUAAAGUACCGAUGGAGUGCUGCAUGAUUUCACCGGGCCAACACUGCCGCCGGAAGCUUUCGGAAAUGCAAACAGCGACUUUAAUUAGAUCAACCGCAAUUCAACCGGAUCACCGUUUCGAGAAAUUAGUUAACGCAGCAAAGGCUACUCAGCAAACGGUUUCUAAUUAUAUGAAAGAAUUUGAAAUGAGCUUCGAUGUAAAACCAGUUGAUGUACAAGCCCGCGUAUUGGAUCCUCCUCGAAUCAAAUAUGCAGACAGAAGCGAGCUGAUCGUACCACGUGAUGGAGGCUGGAGAAAUGAUAGAAAUUACCAGUUUACCACACCCGCUAAGCUGAGAAGAUGGGCUGUGGCUAUCCACGGCUGUCGGGAGCGCGGGAACGAAUCGAGUCAGAUGGUGAACCAACUAAUGAAUGUGGCCAAUAAGUAUGGCAUGGAACCAGGGCAGCUGAGUGUAGUAAGGUUUCAGCAAAAUGUCUCUGAGAGGGAGAUGCUUGCCAAUGUUAAGAGGAACCAUGAGCCAGAUAUGACAAUUGUUGUUCUAGGCCAUUCAACCAACUAUUCUGUCGUUAAGAUGGAGGCUGAAACUACAGAUCUCUGCAUGAGGACGCAGUGUUUGAAGGAACGCAAUAUAGGAAAAGCCAGCUCAAUGAUGUUUGCCGAAAAUCUUAUGCUAAAAAUUAAUAUGAAGUGUGGCGGCACAAAUUGGCGGAUCAGUCCCGAGGAUAAGCCAGCCAGGCUCAAAAGACCGUAUAUGAUUGUCGGAGCCGAUGUCAAUCAUCCGGCCCCCGGCGAUAAAUCCACACCGUCGAUAGCGUCAAUCGUUGCCUCAUUAGACCCAUUGCCAUCGAGAUAUUAUACGACCACAUCUGUCCAAACGAAAAGCGACGACAAGAACCGAAUCGAGGUUAUUGUGGACCUUGAAACGAUGAUGAUCGAAUGUUUAGAGAAAUUCCAGGAAACUGCAAAUGGACGACUUCCUGAAGUUAUAUAUUACUAUCGGGAUGGCGUCGCCGAAUUACAGUUCGAGGGUGUGCGUAACUACGAAAUGAUCGCUAUUCGAAAGGCGUGCCACGCAAUAAGGCACGACUAUGCCCCUAAAACGACCUUUAUUAUCGUCCAGAAGCGUCAUCAUAUCCGUUUUAAACCUAAACAAGCAGUUGGAAGAAGCAAAAACGUUCCGCCGGGAACGGUAGUUGACACCGAUAUUGUCCACCCGCAGCUGCUCGACUUCUACCUCUGCUCCCAUUAUGGCCCUCUGGGAACUUCGAUACCUGCCCACUACCACGUAGUUCACGAUGACGCUGACCAUACUCUGCAGGAGAUUGAAGAGCUUUCGUAUUUUCUGUGCUACACGUAUGCCCGCUGCCCCAAGGCGGUAUCGAUUCCUGCACCUGUGUACUACGCCCACUGGGCGGCCCAAAGAGGAAAGGAGUACAUCAAGGCUAAGAUCUUCGGAGAUAGUUCUUCAGGGUCCAUUGCAUCAGGAUCGUCCAGCUACAAAGUUGAUGAUUUUCGGCAUGCUCAGGAAGUCGCUAAACGUUUCCGAGGACAAAUGUAUUUUAUUUAACUACAAAAAAAAAAGUCACGAAUUUGAGCCCUCACUGCUGCAACACCAACCGUGGCCGAGAUUCUGAAUACCAGAAAUAGGACACAACUAACCUGAUGAAGCGAAGAAUAGAAGUAUUAAUAUGAACGAUAACACUAAAUGUAAUAAAGGCAGGGAGUAACGAUUUUGCUGAUGAUUGGUUUAACAAAUUGAAAAGUGAAAUUAAUGUUUGGCAGUAUAAAUGGUAAUUUUCUACCUUAUUAUCUAGUGCUGACCUUUUGUAUUGCAACAUUUUAGAGCAUAGACUACCACGAACGAAGCCAGUUACGAUUAUGGACACCUUUGAUCAACUACUGCUGAAAUAAUCUACUUGUCUCUAUCCAGUGUGACUUCCUAUAGCAGAGGAUCCCAUCCAUAUUACGAUAGUUGGUCCGAAUUGAAUCCGAGUUGAAUUAAACGAUUGAUGGUGCUCCAUAUAAUAUUCCACGAUGCUUAAAAUUGAUAUCGUUUGCAUGAUAACUACGUGGCAACGAGCUAACAUUAGAAGCAUGCUUGUUGAUACGGGAACAAUCAUACCUAUAUAUAAUGGUAGAUAGAUCUUGGGUUAGGGUCCAUGUUGAUGAUGAUUACUGAGCGGUUCACAAACUGGCUACGACGAUUUGGCGAAGAGGUAGUACUGACUUUUAAUUUUAUUAGUACGUCACUAUGUAAUAUUUCAACCUACUCUGAAUUUACUAAAACCAUUUUUUUUUUGUUAACAACUGUUGCACUGUUCAGCUGGCUCUUGGGGAUCCUGAUCCAUUCGAUCAUGAAGCUAAUGAGUACGAAAAGGGCACUCAUCCUAGGCGCCAAGCGCUUAAUAGGCUUUAGUUUUCGCAAGAACAAUAUUUUUCGACCUUAAGGCUAGAGAGCGACGGAGGAAUCGAGCUGAUCCGGGUAGUCAUCCAACACAAUAGUCACCCUGAGACUUUGGCAACAAAAAAAUAAAAUGCAUUUCUCGGACUAGAUUCUACAGUAAAGGAGUAAUCAUUCUGCAUGAAAAGCGAAUGCCUAGAAGAGCUGGUGGUAUGCUAAUUUGCUUUUUCACGCAGUUCCCCACAGGACACAGGCCUUUAUAGUUACCUGCAAUGUGCUAAAAAAAGCUCCCUCGAUCUCUUGUGUUCUGUAUACAAAGGACAACUAAGAUACCCGACACACGGUUGCCUAGAGUAGCGCACUUGACUACAUCGCCAAGCUUUUCCAGACGGUAAUAUUUCAAUAACCUUAGCAGAGGAUAUAAGCAUCCAGAAAAUAAUGGAAGAGCUGUAACAAACGAGUUAAAGGACCCUUACUAGAAAAACAUAAGCUACCCAAGACAAGGGCGGCAAGAUUCGCAAAGAUAGAGAAUGCUCAACAGGAAGUCUAAACUGGCUUUCGAGGCUGUUUAAGUAAACGUAAAUAGAGGAAUAACAAUUCGGGCUGCGGGUCUAAAAAGGGGGCACUACAAUUCAUUUCGAGUGUUCAAUCUAUCAAAGUGUUGAGGGUACUUAACGAAAUUCUGAGUUUAGCCAGCUGAGGUUGUUUCUGUACAUUUUGCAAGUGUAUAUUUGGCCUAUGUAAAAGUAAAGCUGGGUCUUCUGCAAAAAAUGGGUACGACAGAUCAGCUAACUCACCCAGAAACCAAUUCUAAUCACGACUGUACAUGCUCGGUUGUUUGGUUUGUAGGUAAAGAAUAUCUUCGAAUACCAUUGAAGUGCCAUUUGAAUACACUUGUAUACAAAAAAUGUCCUUGCUGAUUAUUACGUUAUAAUAUUACGUAGUUCUGGAAUAGUAGAAAUCAUCGAAUGUCGUCCAUUUCGCUUAAAUGCGAUUCCACAAAUGGCAGCAAAUUUUUUGCUUUCUUAUUACAUAGCCUUCUUUAAAGUGGAGGUAGCGAACAAAAGCGAUUGCAAAUAACAAUGCCACGGCACAAAUCGCUGUACCCCUUAUAUGAUCGAUUAGAAACGGUCGCUAUCGAGAAAAUUCAGCCCGAGCAAAGGAAAAAUCAAUGCGUCGGUAACGGUAGCAAAUAAAAGUGCAGGCUACGUUUUAGGACAUACCUCGAGAAUUUGUUUACAAAUUUUGUAGAAAAUGUACAAAAGGCAAUGUUUCUACGGUGUAUAUCCUUGAGUGCUAGGGUGAAUUAAAGUGCUAGUAAUGUAAAUUGUGUGGGCACCACCACAGGCGUCAAAAUAAAAAUGCAGUAAAUGCAGUCCUGUUCUGUUCGGGAAAAUUAACGACUUUUUAAAGUUUGGACUAUUUCGACUGGUUGUUGUUGCCGUCGUCGAGCCUAAGGCCAUAGCUUGUUUCAACAAUUACUUCCCGUUGCGUUUUAGAUUUUUCAAGUUGAGUUCUUUAAUUCGAGUUCCAGGACCGAAGAAGGGUGACAGUCAACUAGCUGUGUGCAAAUUAUACACACUUUAAAGAGAAUAUCCGACAAAGAAUAAAAUUCAGUUUUCGAGGGUUACGGUCGGUAUUGGGAACAUAGAGAAAUCGACCUUGUCUACAGGUUCCCAAUAGCGUUAAUGGACGUCACCGUAGGGAAAAAAUCAAACAUGUGAGCCUAUAAAUGCCUCGAAAUUCUGUUGCUUAAUUACACAUUCAGUAGCUGUGAGUUUAGCGAAUAGUGAACCGAAAGUACGUCCCACACUUCUGUAGCAGAAGUGAAACUUGGUGACCUCUGAACAAAAUCAAAAAGUCUCAUAUUCGAGGGCACGUUAGAGAGCAAAUCAUGAAAAUGCUUCUAGAUUACGUAAGGGCAAACGCGUAAAUCUUCUUGAAGAGUAAAACAAAUGAUGAAUACAUUGAUUGUGUUACAAUAGGAAAUUGCUUCAAGAAAUAGACUAGCAACUUUGCAAGAAAUCCAAAGGGAAGUCUCUUCUCUAUAUCAAAUAUGUUCUCUAGUAUCUAUAAUCAGCUUCAUUCUGACACCAUCUAACAGGCCGUUUCAUUCUGCUUGCACGCGAUAUCAAUAAACUACUUAUGCAUUAAGGAUUCUAUGCGUACUCGCGGACAUGUUGAAAUCGUUUGUUACCUAUAGAACAUCAAUACGAAAUUGGAUAAUUUCCUAAUACGAGCUUCGGUCGUUUUUGUCGAC
Messenger RNA from Varroa destructor (honeybee mite), 6859 nucleotides. RefSeq names its product protein argonaute-2-like. Gene Ontology annotation, molecular function: protein binding; RNA binding. The record is from RefSeq and is a predicted model, not a curated record. NCBI's taxonomy places the organism in Eukaryota, Metazoa, Arthropoda, Arachnida, Mesostigmata, Varroidae.